GACAAAGGCGCCAACUUUGAACACUAAAGAGUCUUUCGCGUAUACUUAAGUGAAGAUACAAGGAAAGAAAGAAAGAAGAAAAAAAGAAGAGCAACAGAGAAUGAGGAGGAAGAAGAAAAGGAAAAUCAUGAGUGACCCAGAGCAGCGAAAGGUCCAAACAAACGGAAUAUGGAUGAACAUAGCAGAGCAAGGAAGUGGGCCUCUUGUUCUUCUUCUCCAUGGCUUUCCACAGCUUUGCAUCUCAUGGAAUUACCAGAUAACUGAACUGGCCAAACACGGUUUUCAUGUGGUUGCACCUGAUAUGCGAGGCUACGGUGGUACAGAUUCUCCCCCCAAUCCUGCCUCCUACACACUCUUCCAUCUCGUAGGGGAUCUUAUUGGCCUUCUCGAUGAACUUGGCCAAGAACAGGCUUUUGUGGUUGGGCAUGACUGGGGAGCUGAGGUCGCAUGGCAUCUAUGUCUCUUCAGGCCGGACAGAGUCAGAGCCCUCGUAAACUUGGGCGUCCCUUUUCGCCCACGCUCCCCUACAGCCAAGCCCGUUGAGUUGAUGAGCCACAUGUUUGGAGAAGGAUUCUACCUCUGUCAAUACCAAGAGCCAGGGAGGGCAGAACUAGCCUUUGCUCGUUAUGAUUGUUUGACUGUUCUGAAAAAGCUUCUACUACUGGGUGCACCUGAUCUUCUCACUGCUCCUUCUGGUGUUGAGAUCAUUGAUUUUCUCGACACCCCAGCAUCACUCCCACCAUGGAUUACAGAGGAAGAACUCCGACGUUCUGCCAGCAAGUUCCAAAGCUCCGGCUUCACUGGCCCUUUGAACUAUUAUCGAGCAAUGGACAAGAAUUGGGAGCUUCUUAAACCAUGGCAAGGAUCAAAAAUUACAGUUCCGACAAAGUUUAUAGUUGGCAAUAAGGAUGUUGGGUUUCAAGCAUUCGGCAUGAAGGAGUACAUAGAGGGAGGAGAAUUCAAAGCAUUGGUACCAAACCUUGAAGUUGUUAUCAUCGACGGUCACCAUUAUAUUCAACAGGAGAAGGCUGAAGAAGUCACUCGUGAAAUUCUCUCCUUUUUCAGUUCUUUCUCUCCCAUGUAACUGAUUUCUUUCUUGGAUAUCUUGGCGUUGUUUGUUAGAAUAUAUUGCUUUGCUCUUGCUCCUUGUUAAA
Messenger RNA from Nelumbo nucifera (sacred lotus), 1154 nucleotides. RefSeq names its product epoxide hydrolase 1-like. The record is from RefSeq and is a predicted model, not a curated record. NCBI's taxonomy places the organism in Eukaryota, Viridiplantae, Streptophyta, Magnoliopsida, Proteales, Nelumbonaceae. Gene Ontology annotation, molecular function: catalytic activity.